This is a messenger RNA of Punica granatum (pomegranate), 1475 nucleotides long. The record is from RefSeq and is a predicted model, not a curated record. Lineage: Eukaryota; Viridiplantae; Streptophyta; Magnoliopsida; Myrtales; Lythraceae.
CCAUCCCUCUUCACAAACAAAAGAAUCCAAUUAAUUAGAGAAGAAGUUCAUUAACAAACACGCCCCUUGUAAAUCCCUUUCCUCGAUAGUGAUAUUCGAUAGCGCCUACAGUGAUCGAUGGCACCCGAGCUCAUCCCGACUGCUGUGAAGCCAGCCAUGCUGCCCACUAGGCCCGUGGGACGAGCAUACGUGACAUUCUUGGCGGGGAACGGUGACUACGUGAAGGGUGUGGUGGGGCUCAGUAAGGGGCUGAGGAAGGUCGGGUCAGUGUACCCGCUCGUGGUGGCGGUGCUCCCCGACGUGCCCGAGGAGCACCGGAGGGAGCUCGAGGGGCAGGGGUGCAUCGUCCGGGAGAUCGAGCCGGUGUACCCGCCCGAGAACCAGACCCAGUUUGCCAUGGCUUACUACGUCAUCAACUACUCGAAGCUUCGUAUUUGGGAGUUUGUGGAGUAUAGCAAGAUGAUAUACCUCGAUGGAGACAUCCAAGUGUACGACAACAUCGACCACCUAUUCGACCUGCCGGACGGUCACUUCUAUGCCACGAUGGACUGCUUCUGCGAGAAGACGUGGUCCCACACCCCUCAGUACAAGAUCGGGUAUUGCCAGCAGUGCCCCGACAAGGUCCGGUGGCCCGAGGUGCUGGGAACCCAGCCAGCUCUGUACUUCAAUGCUGGGAUGUUCGUGUUCGAACCAAGCCUUGAGACCUAUGAGGACCUGCUCAGGACCCUCAAGGUCACUCCGCCAACCCCAUUUGCCGAGCAGGAAUUCCUCAACAUGUACUUCAGGGACAUAUACAAGCCCAUCCAGCUGGUGUAUAACCUUGUCCUAGCGAUGCUGUGGCGCCACCCUGAGAAUGUCGAGCUCGACAAGGUUAAGGUUGUUCACUACUGUGCGGCAGGCUCGAAGCCGUGGAGGUACACAGGUAAGGAGGAGAAUAUGCAGAGGGAGGACAUCAAGAUGCUGGUGAAGAAGUGGUGGGAUAUCUACAACGAUGAGUCGUUGGACUACAAGAACAAGACACUCAUGGCUACCGAGGCCGAGGCGGAGCCGGUGAACACACAGCCCUUGGUAGUGGCGCUCUCUGAAGCCGGAAAGGUCCAGUACGUGAUGGCCCCUUCAGCAGCCUAAUCCUUGGAGGGUUGAUCGAUCACUUGCAGCUUGUGCCGCUAAGAUGAUUAGGAGAUAUGAGAUAUGAAUAGCGAAACGUAGAAAAGGAAAGUGUAUAUCCUUGAUCGAUUAGAUCGACGUCAUCUAUGGGCUCGGGUCCUCCAAGAGAGGGAGCCUUCUUUUUAUUUUGUAUUUGCUCUUCUUUGGAAGCUUGAUGUAAUUUUGGUAAUCUUAUUUUGAGCAAUUUCCUCUAUGCUAAUUAAUGUGUCAUUGAUAAAGGGGUAGUGUAGUGACUAACAUUCUCACCUGGUAACCUAGAGGUUCCAGAUUCGAUUCUCAUCAAUGGAACUACUUGUGCCUCUUUAUUU